This is a messenger RNA of Loxodonta africana (African savanna elephant), 1442 nucleotides long. It is a transcript of the gene SYT1, whose product is annotated as synaptotagmin 1. The transcript has 8 exons. Gene Ontology annotation, molecular function: syntaxin binding; calcium-dependent phospholipid binding; clathrin binding. Gene Ontology annotation, biological process: regulation of dopamine secretion; regulation of calcium ion-dependent exocytosis; cellular response to calcium ion. Bases 1 to 1269 code for a protein of 422 amino acids. The record is from RefSeq and is a predicted model, not a curated record. Gene Ontology annotation, cellular component: plasma membrane; synaptic vesicle membrane; axon. Lineage: Eukaryota; Metazoa; Chordata; Mammalia; Proboscidea; Elephantidae.
AUGGUGAGCGAGAGUCAUCAUGAGGCCCUGGCAGCCCCGCCAGUCACAACAGUUGCGACUGUUCUAGCCAAUAAUGCUACAGAGCCAGCCAGUCCUGGAGAAGGAAAGGAAGAUGCAUUUUCUAAGCUGAAGGAGAAGUUUAUGAAUGAGUUGCAUAAAAUUCCACUGCCACCAUGGGCCUUAAUUGCCAUAGCCAUAGUCGCAGUUCUUUUAGUCCUGACCUGCUGCUUUUGUAUCUGUAAGAAAUGUUUGUUCAAAAAGAAAAACAAGAAGAAGGGAAAGGAAAAGGGAGGGAAGAACGCCAUUAACAUGAAAGAUGUGAAAGACUUAGGGAAGACAAUGAAAGAUCAGGCUCUUAAGGAUGAUGACGCUGAAACUGGGUUGACUGACGGGGAAGAAAAAGAAGAGCCCAAAGAAGAGGAGAAACUGGGAAAGCUUCAAUAUUCACUGGAUUAUGAUUUCCAAAAUAACCAGCUGCUGGUAGGAAUCAUUCAGGCUGCCGAGCUGCCCGCCUUAGACAUGGGUGGUACAUCUGAUCCCUAUGUGAAAGUGUUCCUGCUGCCUGAUAAAAAGAAGAAAUUUGAGACAAAAGUCCACCGAAAGACCCUUAACCCUGUCUUCAAUGAGCAAUUUACUUUCAAGGUACCAUACUCGGAAUUAGGCGGCAAAACUCUGGUGAUGGCUGUGUAUGAUUUUGACCGUUUCUCCAAGCAUGAUAUCAUUGGGGAAUUUAAAGUCCCCAUGAACACAGUGGAUUUCGGUCAUGUAACUGAGGAGUGGCGUGAUCUGCAAAGUGCUGAGAAGGAAGAGCAAGAGAAAUUGGGUGAUAUCUGCUUCUCCCUUCGCUAUGUACCUACUGCUGGUAAACUGACUGUUGUCAUUCUGGAGGCAAAGAACCUGAAGAAGAUGGAUGUGGGUGGCUUAUCUGAUCCUUAUGUGAAGAUUCACCUGAUGCAGAAUGGCAAGAGGCUGAAGAAGAAAAAGACAACAAUUAAAAAGAACACUCUUAAUCCCUACUACAAUGAGUCAUUCAGCUUUGAAGUACCUUUUGAGCAAAUCCAGAAAGUGCAAGUGGUGGUAACUGUUUUGGACUAUGACAAGAUUGGCAAGAACGAUGCCAUCGGCAAAGUCUUUGUGGGCUACAACAGCACCGGCGCGGAGCUGCGACACUGGUCGGACAUGCUGGCCAACCCCAGGCGACCCAUUGCCCAGUGGCACACUCUACAGGUAGAGGAGGAAGUUGAUGCCAUGCUGGCAGUCAAGAAGUAAAGGAAAGAAGCCUUUCUGCAUUUGCCGACAUAGUGCUCUUUAGCCAGUAUCUGUAAAUACCUCAGUAAUAUGGGUCCUGUCAUUUUUCCAGCCAUGCGUUCCUAACACAAUUCAGUGGUACUUCAAAUCCUGUUUUAAUUUGCACAAACUUAAAUGUAGAGUCCCUAAGCCUG